This is a messenger RNA of Cuscuta europaea, 2483 nucleotides long. NCBI's taxonomy places the organism in Eukaryota, Viridiplantae, Streptophyta, Magnoliopsida, Solanales, Convolvulaceae. The record is from the annotation of a GenBank genome assembly.
GAGUUUGACCAGGUAAGAGCACGCGGGUUGCCUUCAUUCAUAAAUCUUCGUUCUUGCGAGUCAACUCCAACUCCUUCCAAUUAAUCAUCAGAGGCCGCUCGUUCUUCUGAACAAAUGAAAUUAACCCUUCACUAGGAAGGAAAAUUUCAGCUCCAAUUAUGCAUCAUCCUCUUCCUCGCCACGUACCCUGUAUCUUCUUCUUCUUCCUCCUCAUCCUGCUCGCCCUAGCUGCCUCCCAACCCCUUAGUAACUUCUGCCCAAAUAGCACCACCACCUAUACUACGAACAGCACUUUUCAUUCCAACCUCAAGGCCCUCCUCUCCGCCUUGGCAUCAAAUGCCACCCGCUCAAACGGUUUCUACAACUCCACCGUCGGCAGCCGCAACUCCACCGCGUACGGCCUGUUCAUGUGCCGCGGCGACGUCUCAACAGCCGGCUGCGCGACGUGCGUGAGUGAUGCCGGCACAAAUAUACUGAAGUUGUGUCCCAAUAAAAAGAUUGCCGACAUUUGGUACGACAAUUGUAUGUUGCGUUACUCGAAUGUGUCUAUAUUCGGGAGAGCUGACCAGUCGAUAGUGCUGAAUUUGUACAAUACCCAGAAUGAUACGCAACCAGAGAGGUUUAUGCGGGCGGUCGGUAACACGCUGGGUCAGAUGAUAGCUGCGGCCGCCGCCGGGGACAGAUCCGGCAAGAAAUUCGCGACCCUAGAAGCUAAUUUUUCGUCGUUCGAGAAGAUCUAUAGUCUGGGGCAGUGCACGCCGGAUCUUUCCGUGAUGGAUUGCCAGAGCUGUUUGGGGAGUGCAAUCCAACGGCUGCCAGGGUGUUGCUAUUCGGCACUGGGUGCUAGAACGAUCUACCCAAGCUGUAAUGUUAGAUAUGAGACAUACCCUUUCUACAAUAGCACCGUCGCCUCUCCUCCACCGCCGCCUCCGUUUCCCACCCGCCGUCCUCCCUCCAGCCCGCCUCCCGUUUCUGCCCCCAAUGAAGGGAGCGUUUGGAAUGCUGAAACAUACAUAGGGAGGAAAAGGGAAGAAAUGCUUGCGACAAUAAAAUACCAGAAAAAAGAAACACUCUUCUUCAAAAGUGAUUAUUAUUGCUAUUGUAGUUCCGGUCGUUGGGAUUAUACUCUUCAUUGCAAUCUUGUGUUGUGUAAGAACUAGAUAUAUCAAGAAAGAAUUAACAGCACACCUUACAGAUGUAUCUGGGAUUUCAAGUGACGAGUCCUUGCAAUAUAAUUUUGUUACCAUUCAAGCUAUUACAAACGGUUUUGCCCCUGAAUGUAAAAUCGGCGAAGGUGGAUAUGGUUCAGUAUACAAGGGAAAGCUUCCCGGUGGACCAGACGUAGCUGUAAAAAGGCUUUCAAGAACAUCAGGCCAAGGGGCCCAAGAGUUCAAGAAUGAGGUUGAAGUAGUGGCCCAGCUUCAACAUAGAAAUUUAGUAAGGCUGCUCGGCUAUUGCUCUGAAGGAGAAGAAAAAAUACUCAUCUAUGAAUUUGUGCCCAACAAGAGUCUUGACUACUUUUUAUUUGAUGAUGAAAAGAGGCGCUUAUUGGAUUGGUCAAGGCGUUACAAAAUCAUAGAAGGGAUAGCACGAGGACUGGUAUACCUUCACGAAGAUUCCCGCCUUAGAAUUAUACAUCGUGACCUCAAAGCAGGCAACGUACUGCUCGAUGAAAAUAUGAACUCGAAAAUCGCAGAUUUUGGGAUGGCCAAAAUUUUUGGAGUCGAUCAAACCCAAGGAAAUACAAACAGAGUUGUUGGAACAUAUGGCUACAUGUCUCCCGAGUAUGCAAUGCAUGGGCAAUUCUCAGUCAAGUCUGAUGUUUAUAGUUUUGGUGUUCUUGUUUUGGAGAUCAUAACUGGGAAAAAGAGUUCCAACUUCACUGAAACAAGUGAAGCCCAUGAUCUUCUUAGCUAUGCAUGGAAAUAUUGGAGGGAUGGGAGGCCAUUAGAGAUAUUGGAUCCUAUACUUGGAGAUACCUACUCAAGAAAUGAAGUCAUCCAAUGCAUCCAUUUGGGCUUGUUGUGCGUUCAAGAAGAUAUUGACGAGAGGCCUACGAUGGCCAAUAUCGUUCUCAUGCUCAGUAGUUAUUCUGUCACCCGGCCGGUCCCACAUCAACCGGCUUUCUUUUACGAUGGAAGAUCAGAGAUGAUGCAGAAAGGGGGGUUCAUGUUGUCGGAUCAGUUCACGAGUGAUUCCAUUCCCUUGUCUGUAAAUGAAGUGUCCAUUACUGAGCUUUAUCCAAGAUAAUAUUAGAAGGAUAUACAAGUAAAGUUUAUGAAAAUUAGGAAAUAAAAAAGCUGAGGAACUAUUGAAACCUCAUUCCAUUCACUGUUUAAAAAUGUAAGUGCAGGACAAGGAACAAAUGCAUACACUAGAGUACCAUAUUUAGAGAAUUAGGCAAAUUUUGGAUACAACUAAAGCAGUUUCUGUGUCCCGUUUGCCCCGAGUGCAAAUCCUAAUAUGGUUUUAUGCUAUUUCUA